This is a messenger RNA of Physella acuta, 564 nucleotides long. RefSeq lists its product as uncharacterized. Gene Ontology annotation, molecular function: calcium ion binding. NCBI's taxonomy places the organism in Eukaryota, Metazoa, Mollusca, Gastropoda, Physidae. The record is from RefSeq and is a predicted model, not a curated record.
AUGACAAUAAAAGGAAACCGAGGUCAAAAUCUCCGCACACACUUCAACAAGUGGUUUAUAAGUUUCGUGAACAAACUCUGUAGAGAAAUAUCCGAUUGCUCACAACAAAACAACUAAAGAUGCUGGUCAUUCUAGUACUGGUCUCAUGUCUGCCAUACCUGUCCUUUGGCCAGGAUGUGAGCAACGUGGCGUAUGAAUCCUUCAGGAAAAUAGAUGCUAACCAUGACGGACACAUCACAAAACCAGAGCUCGUCAGUUACUUCGAUAACUUUGACCUGAACAACGACGGUCACGUGACCAAGCUGGAGUACGCCCACCAUGUUGACCAGGUGUACCACGAGGCGGCGGCCAAUAGAAUCAUGCACCAGAUCUUCGGUGGGCUGGACACCGACAACAACGGCCACCUCAACCACGCCGACUACGACGACAUCUUCAACCUGGCCGACGCCAACAACAACAACUACGUCAGCGAUCCUGAAUACGAAAGAUACUUCAAAAUUAUUGCAACGUAAAAAUAAACAAUAAUGGAUUUGGAUAAAUAAAGCUUAUUUGAGGUUUUAAUAA